AUGAAUUUUCUGAGUGUAAUUGAAAAAUAAUCAUGUAUGAUAAAUUAAGAAAUUACAAAUCGAGGAAGAUCUUAAGUUGAUAAAAAAAAAAGUAAUUCUUAAUUAAUAAGUGUAAUUCAUUAUAAUAUCAAAGAUUGCUAGAGAUGAAUCAAUAAAAAACGAGAAACCUGAUAUAAGUUAGAAUAGUAACAUUUGUAUAGUUUGUUAUGAAAGAGGACCAAAUGCAGUGUUUAUGAAUUGUGGACAUGGUGGUACUUGUUAUUAAUGUGCAAUUGAUAUUUGGAAAUAGAAAACUGAAUGUUAUUUAUGCAGAGAUGUAUUAGAAUUAAUAAGAUUUUAGAAAAUCAUAUAUAUUUUAAAAGUUGAUCUUGAUGAGAGACUUGGUGAUCUUUUUAAAGUUGUUUCAACUACUUAAAUGAUAAAUUAAUUUAAUAAAUGA
This is a messenger RNA of Paramecium primaurelia, 439 nucleotides long. The record is from the annotation of a GenBank genome assembly. Lineage: Eukaryota; Ciliophora; Oligohymenophorea; Peniculida; Parameciidae.